Molecule: messenger RNA, 3609 nt
Organism: Toxotes jaculatrix (banded archerfish)
Lineage: Eukaryota; Metazoa; Chordata; Actinopteri; Toxotidae
Gene: klhl21
Product: kelch-like family member 21
Exons: 5
Coding region: 186-2027 (613 amino acids)
Biological process (GO): protein ubiquitination
Molecular function (GO): protein binding
Source: RefSeq, a predicted model, not a curated record
GCAGGGUGUCAUGGCGCAGAGGAGGCCGGAGAGAUCCGCGGCGUCAAACUUUGAUCUCGGCUCGACUUGUACGAUGUUGUCGCGUUACACUCUGUAAAAGCAUCAACACCAGGUGAAGACAAACACAGAUGAAAACGGUGUUCUGAGCACAACCACCGGAAACUGUUCACCCAGAGAGAGCAGAGAUGGAAAAGCCAGUCUUGCAGACACAACCGUCCACACUGCCUUUUUUCGACACAGCCCACGCCUUCAACCUGCUGCGGGGCAUCCAUGAACUCAGAGCUGAACGGAAGUUUUUUGAUGUGACUUUGUGUGCCGAGGGCCGCGAGUUCCACUGUCACCGCACAGUGUUGGCCGCUGCCAGCACCUACUUCCGGGCUAUGUUUGCAGGAACGCUGAGGGAGAGUGUUAUGGACCGGGUGGUUCUACACGAGGUGUCAGCUGAGCUUCUGGGUCUGCUGGUGGACUUCUGCUACACGGGACGGGUCACCGUCACUCAGGAUAACGUGGACCUCCUUCUGAAGACGGCUGAUCUGUUUCAGUUUCCCUCGGUCAAAGAGGCCUGCUGUGCGUUUCUGGAGCAGCGGCUGGAUGUUUCCAACUGCUUAGAGAUCCAGGACUUUGCAGAGGCUUAUGCCUGCCGAGAGCUGGCGGCCAGUGCCCGCCGCUUUGUCCUCAAAAACAUAAUGGAGCUGGCUAAAGGGAUGGACUUUGAGCGCUUACCUUGGAAGCGCCUGCUUGAGUUUAUAUCAGAUGAUGACCUUUGUGUGGACAAGGAGGAGACGGUUUAUCAAAUUGCGGUGCGUUGGGUGAAGUCCGAUCUCCAGCGGAGACUGCACUACUGGCCCGAGCUCCUCCAGCAGGUCCGACUCCCUUUCGUCAGGAGGUUCUUCCUGUUGGCCCACGUGGAGAGCGACCCGCUCGUCUACCUUUCACCCACCUGCCUCCGCAUGGUGAACGAAGCCCGUAGCUUCCAGUCCUGUGAGUACGACCGCCACGACAGGCCCUGCCACCGCAUGCGGCCACGGCCAUCCACAGGGUUGGCCGAAAUCCUGGUGGUGGUGGGAGGCUGUGACCAGGACUGUGAUGAGCUGGUCACAGUGGACUGUUACAACCCCCAGACUGGACAGUGGCGCUACCUGGCUGAAUUCCCUGACCACCUCGGAGGAGGCUACAGCAUAGCUGCCCUCGGAAACGACAUGUAUGUCACAGGUGGCUCUGACGGCUCUCGCCUCUAUGACGGUGUGUGGCGCUACAAGUCUAGUGUCAACGAGUGGACAGAGGUGUCGCCCAUGCUGAAGGCCCGCGAGUACCACAGCUCUUGUGUGCUGAAAGGUCAGCUCUAUGUGGUGGCGUCUGACAGCACAGAGCGCUACGAUCACGCUCUGGACUGCUGGGAGGCCUUACCAGCCAUGCUGCACCCCAUGGACAACUGCUCCACCACCACAUGCAACGGACGCUUGUAUGCUAUAGGCUGUCUGACCGGGGAGGACACCAUGGCCAUCCAGAGCUAUGAUGCAGACACCAACCGCUGGUCCAUGGUUAACUGUGGACAGCUGCCUCCAUGGUCCUUCACGCCAAAGACUGUGACCCUCAACGGCCUCAUCUACUUUGUCAGGGAUGACUCAGCUGAGGUGGAUGUUUAUAAUCCUCAGAAGAACGCAUGGGACAAAAUUAGUCAGAUGACCCAGGUUCAUGUUGGGGGUAGCGUGGCAGCCCUGGGCGGUAAGCUGUAUGUGUCCGGUGGUUAUGACAAUACAUUCGAGCUGUCAGAUGUGGUGGAAGCCUACGACCCGACCACCCGCUCGUGGAGUCUCGCCGGACGACUACCGCAGCCGACCUUCUGGCAUGGCAGCGUCAGCAUAUUCCGCCAGUUCAUGCCCCUGGUGUCCAGUGCGUUCGAACCUACGGACACGCCCGAUUCGAAUGCCAUUCACCUGCACCGGCACCAGCGUCACCAAGCACUCCACAAUCUCAACAACAAUCUCAACCAAAACCAGAACCAGGAUGUGAACCCAGCGCACUGAGUUUGGACCUCGAAAUCCCUCUCACACACGUUCAGUCUGUUCUCCCUCGCUGUGCCAUCCGUUAGUUUACUGUGACGUUACCUCAUCACAAUGUUAAUGCUCUUUAAGGCAGAAGAGAAGACCGAGCACCUUUGAAGUAGUCUGAGCUCCUUGCUCCUCCAAUAAUGACAAUCACUUAAGUUUGUUGACUGGAUGAAUCACAAAAAAGGCUAAGUGUUUUUUAGCCUUGUUCACCGGGGAACUGUCCUGGAUGGGUUUCCCACCCUUGUGAAGUGGCUGUGUGCUGCUCUAAAUUGACGGUGGGAAGAUUAAUUUGCAAAACCAAACAUUUAAUACUUAUCCUUAAAGUUUUUUUUCUCCUGCAAAACUGAAAUAUUCUGUCUGAAAAAGCUUUGGAUCAGAGCUGAAACAAUUAACGACUUAGUCAAUUAACUUCCCCACUUCUGAUAAGGAGCAGUACACAGCUGCUUAUCUGAGUUUUUCUAUGUUGACUAUCAAGGACUAUCUGCCCUACAAAGAGGAUGAGACAGGUGUUUCUGUGAAUGAACAUUUGUGUGUUAGCAGCUGAUGGAAUGUUUUAUUUUCUACAAACACAUCAAAUUUAAAUUUGAAAUGCACACAUCCAAGUAAGUGUUUACAAGCCUUUCGUGGCUCCGGGGGGGUGGCCGUGUGAAAUCUGAUAAACUGUCUCAGUGUCAGCUGAGUCUGAAGACUACAGGUUUGAAAAUAACAAAUACUCGGUGGUCGAGUAAUAGCAUUACGGUUAAUGUAGGUGUCAGGGUUUGAGAAAGAAGAAGAAGAAUGUGUGGAGAAAAAAGGGCAAUAUAUCUGGUUUUGCUAUAUCAAUGUUUAUCCUUUAAAAAAAAUUGUUACAUGAGUGCAAUGCUAAAUUGACGGAGUACUCUUUAUCAAUGUGUAGCCCUGAGAAGAAGCCAAAUAUUUGGUCAGAAAUGGCAGUAAUCUGCCGACAUUCCUUAAAUGAAGGCAAUCACAACUGAUACUUGGCACUAAACAGACAGAUGGCUUAUGGGUUGAAAUUUACCAGUAGAAAUACCUUGUGCUCGGAAGGUGUGCUGAGCAACCUUCUGUCACCAUGGUAGAGAUUCAGGAUGGUUGCAUGCGACGUUAACUUGUACUGGCUUGAUAUUCUAUUGCUAGUGAUAAUUAGGCUGCACGGCAUCUCUUCGUGUCACUCCUGACCUUUAAACUGGGCUGGUUCGGCCUUUAUAACCACCACCAGUCGAAUGUGCAUGAAGUACUCUCUUUAAAAAUUGUAUUUAUGAAUGUUUUACUGUUUUGUACGUUUAUUUAUGGGUAUAUUUGUGCUGUGGUUGCUUAAGAUGUCCCAGCUUAUCAGUUGCAACAACAGCAGUAAGAGUUGUUAAAUGCUAGUGAAGGAUCAGCAGUCUGAACUGGAAAUGAAAAAGAAUCUCAGUUUUUCUCUCAUGUAAAAUAAUUUGCUUUAAUGGAAAUUGUAAUUUUUGAGUGUUUCUAUGGUAUUGUUAAUGCAUCGUUUUCUUAGUUUUCAUACAAGUUUGUGAUGUUGAAUUAGUUUUGUAAAUACAGUAUAUUCUUAACCUUA